AUGGCCACGGAUGAAUUCGGCUUCAAAAGCCAUCUACAAAAGUGAGUUUUGGUCAGUUUUAUCUUAUAUUUGGCGUUUAGUUUUGGCUCCACCUUCCGACAACGAUUUGAAGAGACGAAAGCGUUGAUUUAUCAACUCAAGGCGGUCUCAUAUUCCGAGAAGAGCACUGAUUUUUCUGUUCAUGGGACAAAAUGCUUUGGAGAAAAUGUAAGAGGUUUUUUUUGAGCUUUUAUUGGUUUAGAUGGCAAGUGCAAUAUACGAUAUGUGGAAAAAGGUGUUCGAAUAAGAGGGGAUUGCCUUAAACAGUUGGUCGAGUAUUUACCCUUCCUUUUCAGAGCUAUUUUGAUGCAUUUUAAUCGAAGAUUCGCUUUAUAUUACCCAUGAGGAGCAAUAUUCCAGAUUGUCGAAAAAAUUGAUAAUUUUCUAGAUUUUUGACACAUUUUUUGGUUUGUAGACGUGUAACAGCUCCUAAUGCAACUAUAUCUCCUAGUUUGAGUUUAUAUAAACCUUUCCAUUUUCAGCCAUCAGACUUUCGACGAAAUUUGGACCGGGAAAUUUCCGAAGAUCGAGUUCAGCGGCUACAACGGCGGAAUCUCGAGCUGUCGGAUCGUCUCUCAGUCAACGAAACCAUUAUUGAGCGAUUUGUGCAGCUGGUCUGUCAGGUAAGUCCAAUUUAUUUUGUAGUUUUACCUAAAUUUAGUUGCAAAACGACUUCGAAAAAAGUCUUCGUGAAACUGCCGAAGCCGAGGAUAAACGAAUAAAAGAGAAUAAAGAAGCUGCCAGCAAGUUUUCCAAGCUCGAAUGCCAGUUGCAAGCCCACGAGACGACGGUGAAAAUCAAAGACGACGAGAUCAAGAAGUUGAAUGGGAAAAUUAGCGAUUUGCAAGUGGUAUGUGGAAUUUUAUUAUUUUAUUUUUGAAUUUUAGACCUUGUCUCGGCUUGAGAAAGAUUUGAAAGAAGCGCAGAAGGAGAGGAACACCUUGAAUUCGGAUAAAGAAGGUAAAAUUUAUAUUACUUUAGAUGUUUUUGAGGGAAAAUUGUUGAAAAACGGCCUUUUUAGCCUUUGAAUCGAAGCUCCAGCGUUUGAAAGAUAAUUUGAAAGACACAAACAGCCAAAAUCAAAAGUUGUCCAUCGAAAAUCAGAAGCUUUUGGAUGAGGAUCGGAGGACCAAAAAAAUCUUGGAGCAAAUCGAAGAAACGCACAAAUCCGAGAUGUCCAAGGCUGAAAGAAGGAUAGAGGAGGAGUCUAGAAGGUUUGAGGCAGAAGUGGUAAGCGAAAUUUUGGGGAAAAUUAUAUUGUACAUGAUGGGUAUUGGAAAAAUUGCAAAUUUUUUGAUGUUGUGCUAGAUGGAUCUUGAUGAAAUUUGGAAUAGUGAGGGAUUAGGAUGUUUUGAAGAAUCUGUGAAAGUUUUAAGUCGCGUUAUGCAGAAACUGCAGAGAUAUGAGAUUUUUAAUUAAAAAAAAUUUUUUUGCCGGAGCUUAAAUUUAACUUUUCAGAAUGGAAUCCGAAGCCAUUAUGAAGCCGAAUUAGCAGAAAAAGUGGCCGCAGUCACAACCAGAUGGCAAGCAGAGAUCGAAAAACAGCGAAAAAUCCACGAAGCGGCCCUAAAAAAGGCUAAAGAUCAGACGGAUGAGCUCAUGAAAUACCGCGAUAAAUAUGUCCUACUCCUCAAGAAAUACAACGACUCUGAGAGCGAAGCCAAUCGGAAGGUUUUGGAAGCCCUGAACGACGCCAAAAUGAGGGUCAUGAUGGAGCAAGGUCAGAAAUUUCGAAAAUAUUGAGAGAAGUGUAAUUUUUGUAACGUUUUUGGGGGAUAAAUGAUCGGAGUUGGACGAUUGCGGAAAAAGACGAUUGGGGAAACCGAAAAAUAUUAUUUUAAAUACUGUCCAAAAAGUCAUGACAUUUAUUGUAGACCCCAUUUCACAGCAAAUAACAUCAUUUACGGAACUGGGACGAUUGGGGAAAAAGACGAUUGGGGAAAUCGAAAAGUAUUAUUCUUCUUCGAUGCAAGUGUCAAAAUUAGGGUAAUCGAGGGUGCUGAUUUUGAAAAUGACAUUAAUUUUUUUUGAUAGUUACUUUUUUCCUUAAGUAGUACUGUAAAGUAGUAAUUUUUUGAUUUUUUUCAUGAAUACUCGAUUUGGGGGGUUUUCGAUGGUGCUGAUUUCGAAAAUGACAUUUUUUUUGACGUGGAAAGUGCUUUUAUGGGGUAUGGAGUUACACGCCGAGACAUAUAUCAAAAAAUUCGCAAGGUUUUUCUGAUUCAGAAUGUGUAAAAAUUAGCUGCCUAAUUUUGGUUUGUAAGGGUGAAAAAAUCCUCAGAACUUUUCUCGCAACACCACACAAAUGCUCCAUUUUUUAUAGUAUAACUACUAAUUAAGGUGUAGUAUAAAUCAAAUUUGAUAUUUUUAAGUUUCUCAAUACAAUUUGCUUUAGCCCAAAAACAGCGUUUUGAUUUGGUAAAAACUUGGUCAAAAAGGCAUUUGCGAGAAAGUUCCGAGGAUUUUUCCACCCUUACAAACCGAAAUUAGGCAGCUAAUUUUUACAUAUUCUGAAUCAGAAACAAUCUGCGAAUUUUUUGAUAUAUGUCACGACCUGUAACUCCAUACCCAAUAGAAGUACUUUCCUCGUCAAAAAAAUGAAUGUUAUUUUCGAAAUCAGCACCCUCGAAAACCCCCAAAUCGAGUAUUCAUGAAAAAAAUUCAAAAAAUUACUACUUUACAGUACUACUUAAGGAAAAAAGUAAUGAUCACAAAAAAAAAUGAAUAUCAUUUUCGAAAUCAGCACCCUCGAUUAUCUUAGUUUCGGCACUUGCAUCGAAGAAGAAUAAUACUUUUCGAUUUCCCCAAUCGUCUUUUUCCCCAAUCGUCCCAGUUCCGUAAAUGAUGUUAUUUGCUGUGAAAUGGGGUCUGCAAUAAAUCUUGUGGCUUUUUGGACAGUAUUUUGGCCAAAAAAUAUUGUUUUAGACAUUAAUUUAUAUUGUUUUAGCCGCCAAUAACAGAAAUGUCCUCGCCAAUCGCCAACUACACGAAGAACGCCCGCAGAAUUUGGCCAAUGUGUUCCUGAAUGAUUUUCGAGGCUCCGAAGCCAGCUCAUGCUCGUCAUCGACGAUUUCCGAGCAAGAGGAGAACCGAUUUGGAAGAAGAAGUUCGAUUAUUCACCCCGCUCAGAAACGCCAUCGAGCUGCAUCGGAAACGAGAGCGAAACAACCCAGAGUUGGAUCGAAUCUGGUCAGUUGAAAUGCUUGAAAUGAGACUUGGAUUAAAAUUUUGCCAAAAAUUAUAUUGUUUUAGACAAAAUUUGGAAAUUUUUGCGAAAAUCUUGGUUAAUUUAGACAGUUUUAUUGAUGAAUAAUGCCUAUUUUGCUCCAUAAUUAAUCCUCCUUCAAUUUCAGUACCCCCAGAUCGUGACACAAUCCCAAAAUCCGUCAAAACGACCGCCUUUCCGCACCUAA
Molecule: messenger RNA, 3452 nt
Organism: Bursaphelenchus xylophilus (pine wood nematode)
Lineage: Eukaryota; Metazoa; Nematoda; Chromadorea; Rhabditida; Aphelenchoididae
Source: the annotation of a GenBank genome assembly